This is a messenger RNA of Geodia barretti, 2046 nucleotides long. NCBI's taxonomy places the organism in Eukaryota, Metazoa, Porifera, Demospongiae, Tetractinellida, Geodiidae. The record is from the annotation of a GenBank genome assembly.
AUGACGACGCAGCGCGCCCCCGCUUCCCUCCGCCGCCGGCGCAACAUCGGCAUCAUUUCGCACAUCGACGCGGGCAAGACCACCGUGACGGAGCGCAUCCUCUAUUACACGGGCCUGACGCACAAGCUCGGCGAGGUGCAUGACGGGCAGGCGGUGAUGGAUUGGAUGCAGCAGGAGCGCGAACGCGGCAUCACGAUCAGCGCCGCGGCGACGACGUGCGACUGGCAGCGGCACCAGAUCACCAUUAUCGACACGCCCGGGCACGUGGACUUCACCAUCGAGGUGGAGCGCUCGCUGCGCGUUCUGGAUGGGGCGGUGGCGAUCUUCGCGGCGGUGGAAGGGGUGCAGCCGCAAUCCGAAUCGGUGUGGCACCAGGCGAACCGCUACCGGGUGCCGCGCCUGGCGUUCAUCAACAAGAUGGACCGGCUGGGAGCGGACCACGAGCGCGUGCUGCAGGACAUCCGGGACACCCUGGGCGCCUCGCCACUGCUGCUGCAACUGCCCCUGGGAACGGAAGAGCACUUUCAGGGGAUCAUCGACCUGAUCGACAUGCAGUGCGUGAGCUGGCGCGCCGACGAUGCCGGGAUGACGCCGGAGACAGGCGCCAUUCCACCGGAGUUUGAGGAGGCGGCGCAGGCGCAGCGGGCCGCCUUGCUGGAAACGGUGGCCGAGCACGAUGACGACUUGCUGGAACGGUACUUGGCCGGUGAGCCGCUGGACGCCGAGGCGAUUCGCAGCGCGGUGCGCAAGAGCACCCUGUCCGGCGCCCUCGUGCCGGUGCUGCUGGGCUCCGGCCUGCACAACAAGGGCAUCCAGCCGCUUCUGGACGCCAUCGUGUGGUAUCUGCCGUCGCCCGUUGACGUGCCGUCGAUUACCGGUGUCGAGCCGACCGAGGAAACCGCCGCCGAACGCCAUAACGACCCGAGCGAGCCGCUGGCGGCGCUUGCCUUCAAGGUGGCGCUGGACCAGGGCCGCCGCCUCACCUAUCUCCGUCUCUACGCCGGCUGCCUUGAGGCCGGCACCCAGAUCUACAAUCCCAGAACCGGCGCGAAUGAGCGGGUGGCGCGCCUGUUGCGCAUGCACGCGAACAAGCGCCAGCGCCUGGACCGGGCGCAGGCCGGGGACAUCGUGGCCGCUACCGGGUUGAAGGACGCGACGACCGGCGACACCCUGUGCGACCCCGCGCAUCCCAUCCGCUUCGAGGCCAUCGCCUACCCGGAACCGGUGAUCAAUCUGGCCGUGGAACCGAUGACCAACGCCGAGCAGGACAAGUUGCAGUCCGCCCUUGAAAAGCUUGCCGCUGAGGACCCGACGCUGCAGGUGCAAUUUGAUGAGGAGCGGGGGCACACCAUAUUGUCGGGCAUGGGCGAGCUGCACCUCGAGGUGCUUAUCCGUCGCCUGGCCGAUGAGUUUAAGUUGGCCGUCAACGUGGGGAAACCGCAGGUCGUCUAUCGCGAGACUAUUCAGGGUGAGGCGGAAUGCUCGGAGACUUUUGACCGGGAGAUUGCCGGCAAGCGUCAGGUUGCCGAGGUUACGUUAGCCGUCGCGCCCGCUGCUUCCGGCGCCGGCCUUGAAUUUGCCGGUACGCCGCCGGAAGACGCCGAGGCGCCAGCGGACAUGAUUGACGCCGUGCGGCAGGGCGUUCUGGAUGCCGCGUCGUCGGGGGUGAUGCAAGGCUAUCCGGUGGUUGACGUGCGUGUUGAACCGCGCCGCUUGCUCUGCCGGGACGACAGCACCCCGCUGGCCUUUCAGGUCGCCGCCGGGCAAGCCUUUCACCGCGCCCUGGAAGCGGCGCAGCCUGUUCUGCUCGAACCGGUGAUGAGCCUCGAAAUCCUGGUGCCCGAGGCGUUUGUCGGCAGCGUCAUCAGCGGGUUGCAGAGUCGCCGCGGCGUUGUUGAAGGCAUCGAAAGCCAGGGCCUUCAGCACGUGCUGCGCGCGCGCGUUCCGCUUGCCGAAACCUUCGGCUACAUGACGGAUCUGCGUUCCGCCAGCCAAGGGCGCGGCACCUUCAGCAUGCAGUUUGCGCACUACGCGCCGGCGCCGUAG